This is a messenger RNA of Anastrepha obliqua, 2823 nucleotides long. RefSeq names its product pre-rRNA 2'-O-ribose RNA methyltransferase FTSJ3. Bases 122 to 2572 code for a protein of 816 amino acids. Gene Ontology annotation, cellular component: preribosome, large subunit precursor; nucleolus; nucleus. The record is from RefSeq and is a predicted model, not a curated record. NCBI's taxonomy places the organism in Eukaryota, Metazoa, Arthropoda, Insecta, Diptera, Tephritidae. The transcript is spliced from 3 exons. Gene Ontology annotation, biological process: maturation of 5.8S rRNA from tricistronic rRNA transcript (SSU-rRNA, 5.8S rRNA, LSU-rRNA); rRNA methylation; maturation of LSU-rRNA from tricistronic rRNA transcript (SSU-rRNA, 5.8S rRNA, LSU-rRNA). Gene Ontology annotation, molecular function: rRNA (guanine) methyltransferase activity; rRNA (uridine-2'-O-ribose)-methyltransferase activity.
CUACACAACACGUGCAUACCUCGUUUUUAUUUGGUUUGUGUUUUUGUCGAAUUUAGUAAUUAUCCUUUUCUGCAUUGGACAUAAAUUUGGCCAAGUGUUUAUUUAAUACCCAGUUAGCAAUAUGGGCAAAAAAACUAAAGUUGGAAAAGCGCGUAAAGACAAAUUCUACCAGCUCGCGAAGGAGACAGGCUUUCGUUCGCGUGCUGCUUUCAAAUUAAUACAGCUUAAUCGUAAAUUCGGCUUCCUUCAGCAAUCACAAGUAUGUAUAGAUUUGUGCGCCGCGCCUGGUGGUUGGAUGCAGGUGGCCAAACAGAAUAUGCCUGUAUCCAGCAUUGUGAUAGGUGUGGACUUAUUUCCCAUACGCCCUAUACCUGGUUGCAUUAGUCUUGUUGAGGACAUUACUACGGAAAAGUGCAAACAAUCCUUAACCAAAGAAUUGCAGUCAUGGAAAGUUGAUGUUGUACUGAAUGACGGUGCACCAAAUGUGGGUCGCAAUUGGUUGUUUGAUGCGUAUCAACAAAUCUGCUUGACAUUGAACGCUUUAAAACUAAGUACGCAUUUUUUACGUGGUGGUGGCUGGUUUGUUACAAAGGUGUUCCGUUCAAAGGAUUACAAUGCUCUGCUGUGGGUGUUGAAACAGCUGUUCAAAAAAGUACAUGCCACUAAACCAAGUGCUUCACGUAAAGAAUCCGCCGAAAUAUUCAUCGUUUGUCAAGGCUAUUUGGCACCUACACGUAUCGACCCUCGUCUGUUAGAUCCGAAAUAUGUGUUUGAGGAAUUGGAUUUGGAAGGCAAUAAAAAGAACUCUCUGUUACAUCCCGAAAAACAGAAACGCGUUAAGGCUGAAGGCUACACCGAAGCUGAUAUAGCGCUGCGUAACGAUUUGUCUGCUGUGGAAUUCAUGCAGGCAAGCAGCGGCUUGGGUGCGUUGCAAGGUAUUAGAUCGAUAAUUAUUGACGAUGAGCGUAUAGCAAAGCAUCCGAAAACAACACCGGAAAUACUCGAAUGCUGUAAAGAUAUUAAAGUGCUGGGUCGCAAGGAUAUUAAAGGACUAUUGACAUGGUGGAAAGCAGUAAAGGAAGACCUAUUUAAAAAACCAGAAAAGGAGACAAGUGUUAUAGAAGAAGAUACGUCGAAAAAAGCGCUAACCCAAGAUGAAAUCGAGGAUAUGGAAGAUGAAGAGUUGCAGCAGCAAAUAUCGGAGCUUGCUGUGGAAGAGCAACGUGAGUUAAAACGGAAGCGUAAGAAGGAGCUCAAAUCAAAGCAAAAAUUGCACGAGAAAAUGAAUUUGAACAUGGUAAUCAAAGGAGACGCUGGACCACACGAAGAGGCUGAAUUAGAAAUAUUCGAUUUGAAAAGUAUCAAAUCACAACGUGAACUAGACGAAAUGUUGGACGUGGUGCCGAACUUUGACGUUGAGGCUGAAACAGAAGAAUUGCCAAAAUUACCAAAAUAUAAAGCAUACAGCAAAGAUGAUAAACAGCUCGAUGACGACGCCAACUAUGAAAACGACGAUGAACCAGAAGUUUCUGCUGAUGAAGCUUCCGAAAGUGAUUAUGAAAGGGACGGUUUGGGCCUGAGCGAAGAUGAGGAUGACACAGAUGAAGCGCAAAAGAAAAAGAAACGAAGCGAGCAUCCGCUUAUAAAAUCAGGGGACUUCAGAGAUAAGGAUACAAAACGUCAACAGCGAGUGCAACUUUGGUUCGAAAAAGAUAACCUGCAACAAAUAGAUACUGAAGACGACGAGGACUACGAUUUGGAUCGCUUGGCAAACGAAUAUAAGAACAAAGGUGUCGCAGUGUUGGGUGAGACACAGCAACAAGGUGAUUCAGUGCAGUUACCACUAGGCAGGAAAGCAAAACGACGUGCUAGACACGACAAUGCAAAAGAAGCGUCGACUUCGGAAUCGAGUGAUGACAGCGACUCGGAAGCUACAGUAAAUGAAGAUAGUGAUGAAGGAAACACGAAAAAAACUGCCGGCAAUAUGGCUAAAGAGGCAAAAGCAAAAAAGGUACGUCUUUCCGAGGAAGAGCUUGCUCUUGGCGCAAUGAUGAUUAAAGGGAAAAAAACUCGCCGGGAUCUCAUCGAUGGUGCUUGGAAUCGUUAUGCAUUCAACGAUGAAAACCUACCGCAUUGGUUCGUACAGGAUGAAGACUUACAUAUGAGAAAACCAGUGCCAGUACCAAACGAAAUCACAGAAGAGUAUGAACGGAAAGUGCAAGAAUUAAAUGCACGUCCCAUCAAGAAGGUUAUGGAAGCUAAGGCACGAAAAAGAAAGCAUGCACUCAAACGUUUAGCUAAAGCAAAGAAACAAGCUGAGAAAAUAAUGGACGAUACAGAUGCAACAGCACAAGAAAAAGCAAGACAAUUAAGAAAGAUCUACAAAAAAGCGCAAGAGAAGAAGAAAGAAAUUACUUAUGUGGUAGCGAAGAAGCAUCAAGCUGCAAAACGAGCGAAACGGCCAGCAGGGUUAAAGGGACGUUACCGUGUAGUCGAUCCACGCCAAAAGAAGGAUAAGCGGUCAAUAAAUGCGAAAUCCAAACGCGAAAAGAAGCGUAAGGGUAAAAAGUAGGAAAAAAUGUAUUUAAGUAUGAAAAAAAAAAAUUUUGCUUAUAAAUAUUAUGGGCAGAAUUACGUAAAUAGUUGUAGUUAAUUGAUAAAAUGUACUCAUACAUUCAUUUAUCUCGCUUAUUUUUGGAAUGUGGCCAUGAAAAACUGGAUGUUUUGUCAUUAUUUACCUCAUGAGCCAAUUGAAAACUGGGUUUGAAAUAAAAGGUAUGUUCAUAAAGCAAAUAAUUUGUAACAAUUGCUACAAACUGUCAA